AUGCCGGCUCCCAUCGAUCCGGAAUCCAUUUACACCAAACAAUCAUGCAUCGGCGGUGGAAGUUUCGGUCAAGUUUUCAAAGGUGUCGAUAGGCGCACCGGAGAAGCAGUGGCUAUCAAGAUUAUUGACGUCGAGAAUGCUGAAGAUGAUGUUGACGAUAUCAUCAAGGAAAUUGCCAUCUUGUCCGAGCUCAAGUCGCCCUAUGUCACCAAAUAUCAUGGUUCAUACUUGAAGGGAUCCAACCUGUGGAUCAUCAUGGAGUUCUGCUCUGGCGGUAGCUGCCAUGGCCUGUUGCGACCUGGUGUAAUCCACGAGGAGUACAUCGCUAUCAUUCUCCGGGAGCUUCUGCGUGGUUUGGACUAUCUGCAUACUGAUCAGAAGCUGCAUCGAGACAUCAAAGCUGCAAAUAUCCUUCUCAGCGGCAGUGGCCAAGUAAAGCUUGCAGACUUCGGUGUUUCUGGACAGUUGUCAGCGACAAUGACAAAGAAGAAUACUUUUGUAGGAACUCCAUUCUGGAUGGCACCUGAGGUCAUCAAGCAAUCCGGAUACGAUUACAAGGCCGAUAUUUGGUCUUUGGGCAUCACGGCGAUUGAGUUGGCCUGCGGAGAUCCUCCAUAUGCUGAUAUUCACCCGAUGAAAGUGCUGUUUUUGAUUCCCAAGAACCCACCUCCGACACUGAACGGCAAUUUCACAAAGCCUUUCAAGCAAUUUGUUGAAUUGUGCUUGCGCCGAGACCCUAAGGAACGCCCAUCGGCCAAGGAGCUCCUUGAGCAUCCAUUCGUGAAGCGUGCCAAAAGAACAACUUACUUGACAGAACUCAUCGAACGUGCAGAGCGUUGGCAAAUCACGCACCGUGGCCAGGACGACGACGAGGAUGGAUAUGAUUCGCAUGAUGUGGAGCCUGAUCAAACAUUGCAGGAUCGAACCCAGGAAAAGGAAGAUCUUUGGGACUUUGGUACUGUUCGUCCCGUAGGGAAAGGACCCGCGCCCCCGUUGCGGCCAUUGAAAGACUCCGAGAAGAAUUCACGUAUUAAUGAGACUGAGGAGUGGGAUUUGUGUGAUGAAACACCUGGCAACAAAUCCACAUCCCGGACACAACCACAAGCCCAGACUACCACAGCAAACUCUGCUUUCAACGUGUCUCCCACAAAAACACCUCUUCCUCCAUCUGCCCCUUCUUCACCUCUCAAGCAACGACCAUCUCAAUGUGCACUUCCUCCACGCAAAGUCGUUUCUCCCGUUUCUAGCAGACCUGCAGAAGGUAACUCUCCCACGCGAGGUCUCAACGAACAAUACGCAAAGGCUGCCCUGAACUACGCGGGAAACAUUGAUACGCCUCCUUCAACUAAACCCAUCUCUGCAUCUACUGCUCAGGCCAUCCCAGCGAAGCAAAUCCCAUUCAACCUUCAAGAACAAUACCGCACUCCAUCCGGUCAAGUUGUGCGCAAGCCAGCUCCACUCUCACGUACCAGCGCUGACCCUCUGGGACCCCAACCACAUCCGCAAUCCCCACGGCUCUCCCAAGCAGGUCCCCUCAGACAAACGGAGCCUCUUCAAAACUCCAAGCCAGUCUCCGGUCUAAAAUCAAAACGUGCACCAUCAAACAUGGAAGACCGCAGCUUCGCUCAUCGUUCCACCCCUCCCACCCCAACCAGCGACAAGCACUCUCCGCGCCCUCUUCCCGAAGCCGAGCGCGCAACGGCCUGUGGAUCUGUAAUCCUCCCAGCCCUCCGCGCAGCCAUGGACCGCCGCCGCCACCACCUCGCUCGCCUCGAGCCAGGCCGCAACCCUAACGACCCCCAGGCCACCGCCGAAGAGGAACGGGUCUUCGACCGCAGCGUGCGUAUCCACCGCGGCAUGGAGCAGGUAGCUGAAGAUAUUGCCCGCUCUUUCAACAAUCUCCACCGCUGGGAUAUGGAGGACCCUGUUGACAUGGGUGGUGGUGUUGAUGCUGUUCUCGACGCGUUUCUCGAGGAGAUUCUCGUCCGUCUGCAGCCACACGCGUAG
Messenger RNA from Penicillium soppii, 2007 nucleotides. RefSeq names its product putative Ste20-like serine/threonine protein kinase. The transcript is spliced from 4 exons. Bases 1 to 2007 code for a protein of 668 amino acids. Gene Ontology annotation, biological process: protein phosphorylation. The record is from RefSeq and is a predicted model, not a curated record. NCBI's taxonomy places the organism in Eukaryota, Fungi, Ascomycota, Eurotiomycetes, Eurotiales, Aspergillaceae. Gene Ontology annotation, molecular function: ATP binding; protein kinase activity.